Messenger RNA from Struthio camelus australis, 1097 nucleotides. NCBI's taxonomy places the organism in Eukaryota, Metazoa, Chordata, Aves, Struthioniformes, Struthionidae. The record is from RefSeq and is a predicted model, not a curated record.
AUGUUCACGUGGGUUACAGCCUUGCAGCUGAGAGGACGGGAGCAGUUCCAUGGCCUUGGCUCUAUGUACUGCCGAGGAGCAGCUGCAGUGAUCCUCACGUACGAUGUAAACAGCCUCCAGAGCCUGACGGAGCUGGAAGACAGAUUCUUGGCACUGACGGACACUGCGAGUGCUGACUGCAUUUUUGCUAUUGUUGGAAAUAAAGUUGACCUCACCGAUGACUGUGCUUUAUCGCCUGAAACAGAGGAUGAAAACAGACCUGAAAAGUCCCUUGCCAGCUGUGGCUCUACCAAAGUGCGAAAACAAGUCCGUGCAGAGGAUGCAAUUGCGCUCUAUAAAAAGAUACUGAAAUAUAAAAUGCUGGAUGAGAAGGAUGUUCCAGCAGCUGAGAAAAUGUGCUUUGAGACCAGUGCAAAAACAGGAUAUAAGGUAGACUACCUCUUUGAAACUGUCUUUGAAAUGGUAGUACCAAUAAUUGUACGGCAGAAAGCUGAGGGACCACCGCAAACUGUAGACAUUACUGAUUACAAACCAGCAAAAAGGACAAAAUCUGGUUGCUGUGCCUGAACAACUUGCACGACGUAGGAAGAGGGAGGGACUGUUCACUGUAGCAAUCUGAAGAGUAAGAAGUGCUUACAGUUCACCAGAAAAGUCAAAGAAUGAAUGGACUGAUACGGUGUAUGAGGAAAAACAAAUCUUCUGAACAUGAAAGGCUUCUGGCAAACUAAAAACUAGUGAAGUUACGGAAGAAGGGUUGCCAGCUUCAAAGGGCUCUGAAGACACAGUGCGUGUUAGUACGAUUGGUCAUGACAAUUGUUUGAACAGUCGUGAAGGAGUCCCAUUUUUAGUGACUUGCCAUUUAAUGUUGCAUGUAAACGAUCUGUUUGUGUACUGUAUACCGCUUUCACAUGACUGUCGUCUUUCUCCUUGUGAUCCUAACUUUGGGAAAUUGAAUACGUGGUACUUUUUUAUUCUCAAAAAAGAAAAUCCAGGUAUAAUUUAUAUUUGUAGCUAAUGAAGAAAUUACAGUCUUUUUAUUUCAGCUAUGACAGUGUAAGAUUCAGAAGCUGUACUAUUAAAAUCACUGUGGAUAUGGA